AUCAAUAAACUUGGUUCAUUUUCUUGGCCAGGCUGCUGUAUAGUUAAAUUAGCCGUAGUAGCUUUUACCUUAUUGUAGUACAAGGUAUUUACGCUAGAGUGAGCCACAGACCUAUGCUGGUUCACAAUUUUCAUAUACUGGUCAUGCAUGUUUUUCAGAUUCAUAACAAAGUAGCUGAUGUUGAAGUUAAAAAUGAGAAUGAUAUAUCAACAUCAGAAGUAAUGCAGGCAAAUAACGAUCAAAAUCCAAAUACCUCAACUAUUGCAAAAGUUGAUGGGGAAACUGUGCUUCCUGCAGAUUUAUUCGCUUACGAUCCAGCGAAUUAUUCUUUCUGCAAACAAAAUAGUAUAGUUAAUACUCUAACUGUUGGAGAGUUGGGUACUCUCGAAAUUCACUCAGAAAUAAGGGAGGGUGUAUAUGGUAUUACAUUGUGGCCUGAGAGAGAUUAUGAUGACUUUUUCGAGCAAUUGUAUUCAGUAAUCCCGGAAGCUACUAUAUGGGAGAAUCGUAGACCAAAUAUAGGAGAUUUUGUAUUUGGUCAAACCUUUAAUACAGAUUGGAUUAGGGGAUAUGUUGUAGCUCUGAUACCAUACUUAAAAAUAGCUAUGAUAGACCAAGCUAGAAUAGUGUUUGUUCUUAAGCUUGCUACAUGCAAACCACCGCUUUUAGAUAUGCCUGCAUUAGGUGGAUUAUGUGAAUUAACUGAUGCUACACAUAAACUGAAGGAAGGUGAAGAGCUUGAAUUUAAAGUAAUAGGCAAAACAGAUAAUGAAGAACAAGACGGAUUUGAAAUAUUGAUUCUUAAUGGAGAUUAUGAGUUAAAAGCUACUGUAAAGCCUUGGGUUCCAACGGUGGAACAAGUGGGAAUACUAUGUGGUGAUGUGACUAAUGGACGUGAGGUAUGCGUUACUGGUUAUCGAAAUCAUAUACAUCUAUUUGUUCGUCCCUUAGAUGCUCUAGGUGUGGCACGCUAUAACUCUAUUAUGGAAACUGUUGCAAAAUGCGCUGAAACAUCUCCAUUUUUAAACAAUCCAGUAAUUGGGCAAAUGGUAUUAGCAAUGACCACUGAUGGAAGAUAUUGUCGUGCACGUAUUCUUGAUAUACAUGAAGUUGGAGUGGAAGUUCUGUACAAUGAUCUUGGUCGUACAGAGUAUGUAGAUCCGAAGAAAAUUAAGGUUCACCCUGAUAGUUUGAAAGGGAUUGGGUAUUUUAUGUCAAAACUAAAACUAGGAGGUAUUCCUCCAGAUAUCCCACCACUACAAGACAUAAUUGAUCUUCUGGACAACGUAGUGGAUAAUAAAGUUCCUCUGAUGUGUACAUAUGAUGGUAUACCUUCCAUAGAUGGUGUAUAUCUGAAAUUUCGUGACGGAAAAACCCUUAAUGAUAUGAUAUAUAAAUGUAUCGAGGAGAAUUGUGAUAUGUCUUAUGAGCACCUUUUUGUGUGUUCAGUACCUAAUUUGAUUGAAGUUAUAGCUGAUUUGAUGAUUUAUCAUACUAAUCUAGCUCACAAUCAGCUUAAUAACCUACUUGAUGUGUCUGUUCAGAUGACAAAUCGCUGCAAGCAACUGUCCGAUUUAAAUGAUGCGGGGCAUUCAAGCAACAGAAAUAAUAAAUGA
This is a messenger RNA of Bombus impatiens (common eastern bumble bee), 1616 nucleotides long. RefSeq lists its product as uncharacterized. NCBI's taxonomy places the organism in Eukaryota, Metazoa, Arthropoda, Insecta, Hymenoptera, Apidae. The coding region runs from base 114 to 1616 and encodes 500 amino acids. The transcript is spliced from 9 exons. The record is from RefSeq and is a predicted model, not a curated record.